GGGUUUUUUAAUUUUAAAAGAAAACAGACACUGGACACAGUCAGUGCUGAGCUGAAAGCUGCUGCAAAGUCACUGGAGAGGAAGCAUGAAAACAGGACUGCUGUGCUGAAUCCUGUUGGGCUGGUGAGUGGUCACCAUGAGUUUUCAUACCGUCCUGUAAACCAGCAUCAUGAAUCAUUUAUCUAAAUUGCGAUUGCUCCAGUCCCUGUGGGCUGUCAGACGGCCUUAUAGAUUAUUCCAUAACCAUCACCAGCUUCUUGCAUCUCAGAUUAUUGCACACUAUGAAUCUAUAAACCGGUGUGAAAAGGAGCUGCCAGAAUACUUCAACUUUCCAAGUGAUAUCCUGGACAAAUGGUCUCAAAUGGAAAAGGAUGGGAGGAAACCAGCAAAUGCAGCAUUUUGGUGGAUAAAUGACGAGGGAGAGGAGGUGAAGUGGAGCUUUGAGGAGCUGGGAUUUUUGUCCAGGAAAGCAGCAAAUGUGCUCAUUGGCCCAUGUGGUUUGAAGAAAGGAGACAGGGUUCUGAUGAUUCUGCCUCGGAUACCUGAGUGGUGGCUGCUGACCGUGGCUUGUAUGCGAACAGGAAUUGUCUUUAUUCCAGGGGCAUCCCAAUUAACAGCCAAAGACAUUUUCUAUAGACUCAAGGCUUCUCAAGCCAAGUGCAUCAUUACCAGUGAUAUGCUGGGACCUGCAGUGGAUUCUAUCAUACCUAACUGCCAAUUUCUGAAAACCAAGCUAAUUGUGUCCAGAGCCUGCAGGGAUGGGUGGCUGAACUUCAAAGAACUCCUCAAGGUGGCAUCUGCUGACCAUAACUGUGUCAAGACGAAGAGUCAAGACCCCAUGUUCAUCUACUUUACAAGUGGAAGCACAGGAGCUCCAAAAAUGGCCGAACACUCCCACAGCAGUUAUGGCAUAGGAUUUGCAGCCAGUGGCAGGUGCUGGAUGAAUCUGACCCCCUCUGAUAUAUUCUGGAAUACCUCAGAUACAGGCUGGGUAAAGGCAGCCUGGGGCAGUGUUUUUGCUCCAUGGGCAAAUGGAUCAUGUGUCUUUAUACACAACAUGCCACAAUUUGAACCAUCAACUGUUGCAGAUACUCUUUCGAGAUAUCCUAUCACUACCUUCUGCACAGCUCCAACUGCCUACCGCAUGCUUGUGCAGCAUGGCCUUACCAGUUACAAGUUCAUGAGUCUGAAACACUGUGUGUCCGGAGGAGAGCCACUCAACCCAGAAGUGAUGGAGCAGUGGAAAACUCAAACAGGCCUGGAUAUCUAUGAAGGCUAUGGCCAGACUGAAACAGUAACAAUAUGUGCCAAUAAGAAAGGAAUGAAAAUUAAAUCUGGCUCUAUGGGACAGGCAUCUCCACCUUACGAUGUUCAGAUUGUGGAUGAGCAGGGUAAAGUUCUGCCUCCAGGAGAAGAAGGUGAUAUUGCCAUCCGCAUCAAACCGACAAGGCCCUUUUGUCUUUUCUCUCAGUACUUAGAUAACCCAGAGAAAACUGCCUCUACAGUACGAGGGAACUAUUAUAUCACUGGGGACAGAGGGAUUAUGGAUGAAGAAGGAUACUUUUGGUUUGUUGGAAGGUCCGAUGAUAUCAUUAAUUCUUCUGGGUAUCGUAUUGGACCAUUUGAAGUAGAAAGUGCCCUGAUAGAACACCCAGCAGUCUCAGAAUCAGCUGUUGUCAGCAGCCCAGAUCCCAUCAGAGGAGAGGUGGUAAAAGCCUUCAUUGUCCUGGCGCCUGCUUUUUUAUCUCAUGACCCAGAAAAAUUAGUUCAUGAACUACAGGAGCAUGUGAAAAAGGUUACUGCUCCCUACAAGUAUCCCAGAAAGGUGGAGUUUGUUCAAGAGCUGCCAAAGACUGUUGCUGGGAAAAUCCAGAGGAAGGUACUGAGAAACAAAGAGUGGGGAAGAGCAUAGCAUGGUCUGGACGUUCAAGAGCAACUGCUUCUUUCACAUCCAUCAUCAUCAAUCAAGCCAUGUUUUGCUCUCUAUCAUGAACAAAAACUGUUAAUAGAAUGGAUGAGACUGUUAGCUACCAGUGGAAGAGAAAAUAAAAUUU
This is a messenger RNA of Alligator sinensis (Chinese alligator), 2054 nucleotides long. RefSeq names its product acyl-coenzyme A synthetase ACSM4, mitochondrial. The transcript is spliced from 14 exons. Bases 170 to 1912 code for a protein of 580 amino acids. Gene Ontology annotation, biological process: acyl-CoA metabolic process; fatty acid biosynthetic process. The record is from RefSeq and is a predicted model, not a curated record. Lineage: Eukaryota; Metazoa; Chordata; Crocodylia; Alligatoridae. Gene Ontology annotation, molecular function: fatty acid ligase activity; fatty-acyl-CoA synthase activity. Gene Ontology annotation, cellular component: mitochondrial matrix.